Messenger RNA from Helianthus annuus (common sunflower), 597 nucleotides. RefSeq names its product protochlorophyllide reductase, chloroplastic-like. The record is from RefSeq and is a predicted model, not a curated record. Gene Ontology annotation, molecular function: protochlorophyllide reductase activity. The coding region runs from base 1 to 597 and encodes 198 amino acids. The transcript has 2 exons. Lineage: Eukaryota; Viridiplantae; Streptophyta; Magnoliopsida; Asterales; Asteraceae.
AUGAUAAAUCAAAUAAUAAUAACUAUAAUUGAUAAUAAACUCGGCCUUUCACUCAAAAUCUGUUCUUGUGGGUCUGUAUUAGGAAACACGAACACGUUGGCUGGAAACGUGCCUCCGAAGGCUAACCUGGGGGACCUGAGAGGGCUAGCCGGGGGGUUAAACGGGCUAAACAGUUCUGUCAUGAUCGACGGUGGAGAGUUUGACGGUGCUAAGGCCUACAAAGAUAGCAAAGUGUGCAAUAUGCUGACAAUGCAGGAGUUCCAUAGAAGGUACCAUGAAGAAUCAGGAAUCACCUUCUCGUCCCUGUACCCCGGUUGUAUCGCCACAACGGGUCUUUUCAGGGAACACAUCCCGUUGUUUCGACUCCUAUUUCCGCCAUUCCAGAAGUACAUAACCAAAGGUUACGUGUCGGAAGAGGAAGCCGGAAAAAGACUCGCUCAGGUUGUAAGCGAUUCGAGCCUAACGAAAUCGGGUGUGUACUGGAGCUGGAACAAGAACUCGUCUUCAUUCGAGAAUAGCCUUAGUCAAGAAGCCAGUGACGCGGAGAAAGCUCGAAAGCUGUGGGAGGUAAGUGAAAAGUUGGUUGGUUUGGCUUAG